AUGUCUCUUCCUCGUCGUGCUCUCGUCAGCGUCACCUCUGCUUCGGCCAGCCUAUUCCAAGGCACAGAAACCACCGGCCUAUUUAUCACCGAAGCUCUUCAUCCAUACAAUAUUCUCACUGCCGCAGGCUUUGAGGUGGACCUUGCUUCUGAGACCGGCAGCUACACUCCCGAUUGGCUUUCUCAGCAACCUGACUUUCUUAACGGUGAUGAUCUGACUACCUGGUCCAACCCCGACAGCGAUUUCCGCAAGAAGCUUGACAACAUGACCAAGGCCUCAGAACUGGACCCUUCCAAAUACGGGCUGUUCUAUGCUUCUGCUGGACAUGCAGCUUUGAUCGACUACCCUACUGCGACAUCCCUUCAGAAAAUUGCUGCUCAAGUAUGGGCAAACGGUGGAGUCGUCUCGUCAGUUUGUCAUGGCGCAGCUAUCUUUGCCCAUCUUAUUGAUCCCACUACCAAUGAGCCUGUCAUAAAGGGAAAGAGGAUCACCGGAUUCACCACCGAAGCCGAGACCACGAUGAAGAUCAUGGAGGAAUUGCGAAGCUGGGACCGUGAGCUGGUUGAAGAAGUUGCAAAUCGUCUUGGUGCAAUCUACGAACGUGCUCCUGGCAUUUGGGACGACUUUCAUGUUGUCGAUGGCCGCCUGGUCACUGGUCAGAACCCUGCUAGUGCUGCAUCGACUGCUGAAGCCGCAGUGGCUGUUUUUGAGGCCUUGUAG
Fusarium venenatum is the source of this 720-nucleotide messenger RNA. RefSeq names its product class I glutamine amidotransferase-like protein. Gene Ontology annotation, molecular function: glyoxalase III activity. The record is from RefSeq and is a predicted model, not a curated record. Lineage: Eukaryota; Fungi; Ascomycota; Sordariomycetes; Hypocreales; Nectriaceae. Gene Ontology annotation, cellular component: cytoplasm.